AUGGCGCUGGGCCGCGGCUUCCCGCGGUUGCCGCCGGGACUGGGGCCGGGGCGGCGGCCGUACUGCGCGCAACCCUCCCCCGGCGGCGGCGGCGGCGGCGAGAGCGUCGUGCGCGUCCCCUGGGCCAUGCGGCUGCGCCUGCAGCGGGGCCGCCAGCGCGGGCGGGAGGCGGCGGCGCCCCCGCCGCCGCGUGCGGGGCAGCUGCUGCUGCGGAGCCGGCGGCCGGAGCUGAGCCAGCCGCGCUCGGUGACGGUGGGGCGGUGGGAGCGGCCGCGCCUGGUGUCGGCGGGCUGGAAGCACCGCAAGGCCUUCGGCGACUACUUCCAGCUGGAGCCCUCGCAGGAGGCGGCCCCGGCCCUGCGGCCGCCCGCCGCCGCGGGGCCGCGCGCCUCCUUCGCGGAGCUGGGGCUGCAGCCGGCGCUGCUGUCCGCGCUGCCGGCGCUCGCCGUGGGCCGCCCCACGGCCGUGCAGCGCCUCGCCAUCCCCGCCCUGCUGCGCGGCCGCAGCGCGCUCUGCGCCGCCGAGACCGGCAGCGGCAAGACGCUGGCCUACCUGCUGCCGCUGCUGGACGGGCUGCUGUCGCGGCCGGAGCCCGAGCCGCCGCAGCCCGAGCCGGGCCCGGCGCCGGCGCGGCCCCGCGGGCUGGUGGUGCUGCCGUCGCGGGAGCUGGCGGCGCAGGUGCGCGCCGUGGCGGCGGCGCUGUGCCGGCCGGCGGGGCUGCGGGUGCGCGGGCUGGAGGGCGGCGGCGCGGCGGGCGGGCUGCGGCGGCAGCUGCGGGCGCCGCCGCCGGGCCCUGCCGUGCUGCUGGGCACCCCCGGGGCGCUGCGGGCCGCGCUGCGGCGGCGGCUGCUGGCCCUGGAGCGGCUGCGCUGGCUGGUGCUGGACGAGGCCGACGCGCUGCUGGACGCCUCCUUCGCGGCGCUGCUGGAGGAGAUCCUGGCCCAGGCGCCGCCGGCCGUGGGCGCCCCGGGCCCCGCCGGCCCCGGGGAGGCGAGGACCCAGGUGGUGGUGGUGGGCGCCACCUUCCCCGCCGGGCUGAGCGAGGUGCUGGGGAAGUUCACCGACGUGGGCCGCUUCGUCACCCUGGCCACCCGGAGCCUGCACUGCCUGCCGCCCCACGUCCGGCAGAAGUUCGUCCGCGUCAAGUGCCGGGACAAGCUGACCGAGUUGCUGCAGCUCCUCAAAGACCGCCGGCCGUCGGCGGGGGCCGUCCUGGUUUUCUGCAAGGAUGCCGGCACCGUCAACUGGCUGGGCUACAUCCUGGAUGACCACAAAAUCAAGCACCUGAGGCUGCAGGGACAGAUGUCGGCAGCCGACAGAGCCGGCAUCUUCGCCACCUUCCAGAAGGGCGAGGUGGAUGUCCUCGUCUGCACUGACCUGGCCGCCCGGGGCCUGGACACCAGCAGUGUGGAGCUGGUGGUCAACUACGACUUCCCAGCCACCCUGCAGGACUACCUGCACCGCGCAGGGCGGGUCGGACGGGUCAGCAGCAAGGUGCCCGGAGCCGUGGUUAGUUUUGUCACCUAUCGGUGGGACGUUGACCUUGUGCGCAAAAUAGAGACUGCGGCCCGGAAAAGGACUGAUCUCCCGGGCAUGGAGUCCUCUAUUAAGGAAACUCUGCCUAAAGCGGCUUGAGUCAAGGUGCCCAAAAGUAAUAAAUGGCCCUGUAGGGACUAAGCCUGGAGCCAUCGAGGCAGAGGCAGUGAGCUUAAGCACGGGAGUUAGGCUAAAAGAAUAAAGAAAUUAGUUUUGUAGCAGGUGGCCAGGUUAACUUUGUGCACUGUUCUGGAUGCUGCAGCAGUCACUUUCACAGGCAUUACAACUCACAGUUUUCUGAAAGGAAAAUGAUAGGCAACUAAUAAAAUGCCUGUGGAGAAGACCCCAGAGCAGUCUUUUCUUAUCUGUUGCUCUUGUUUGAUCUUGCUGAGACAUUUAACUUAAAUUCAAAUCGGAGUGAAAGUAUGCCUGUAUGGUGUGCUGCUCUGUUAUAUUUCAUUGCUUCCCAUCAACAGCAGCUAAGCAUCACUGUUAAAAAUGACUACUGUGACAGAAAAAAAGAUGAAAUUAUUUUUCUAACUUAUUUUUUCUGGCCCUGCUGUAGCUAUCUGUGGAAAAACUAAAGGACAAAUUAUAUUUGAUGCUCUUGUGGCAUAGCAGUUCAUUCAGCGAAUUCCAGACCAGAUACUUUGAAAAUUAGGUGGGAAUGCAAUAAAAUUCAAGGCUUUUUCAGGGAUUUAUUUGUCAGUUUAUGGUUACCUUUCACCAAAGAAAGGGCGUCUGUGCUGUGUUAUGUUGUAUAAAAACAACAACAAAGCUCAAAAGUAUUUUCUGCUUGUUCUUGUGUUAAAAAUUUAAAUUUUCUAAUUGUGUUUUCACUACAGUAGCUGUUGAUACUGUGGUGUUUUAGCAAUCUACCUCAUCUACAGUAUCCUGGAGAAAGGAGAUCACUGUGAUUAUCCUCACUUCUCAGAUGGAGAAACUUGAGAUAUAGGUGACCUAAAGUAACUGUUUGGGCCAGUGGUAGAGCUGGGAAUGGAGCCAAUGUCUUGACUGCAGUUUUUUUUUCUAUUGUACACCAUAGUGUAGUCUAUAGCUUAGGUAGAGCACUUUCUUUCUCCCAUGUACUAGGUGCCACCUUUUUAAUGCAUUGUUCUGCAAAGAGAGAGAAAUAUGGUCACUGGUAUGAUAAUGUCUAAAACAUGCUUUAAUGAUAUGCCCAUUCUAUGAGUUGAUUUUUAAAAAAAAUAUCAGAGAGAUGUCUGCUGUGACAGGAAUGUCAGUAUGUAGACUCACAGGUUGUACUGUAACAGAGUGAGUUCAUAAGGUUUCUUCUGAAUAUCAUGUCAUUGUUCUCUUCCGCUUUAAACCAAAAGGAUUAAAAUGGGGCUGAGGUUAUUUCAUGUCUAGCUGCUAGUUUGUAUCCAUGGUAAAUAAUCAUGCAAGAAUUUUAGCUCUGAUUUAUGUUACAGUGAUUCAUCACAGCUUUUUCUUUCAGUGGCUGUUUUUUCCAUGCUAUCCACUUUUACCUUUUCUAAAACUCAGUAUGUAGAAAUACCAAGCUGGUAAGUGCAAAGGUCAGAAAAGGGCAUCUCUCAAUUGUUGGUUUCAAAGGAAAUGAGCCACUGGAGCUACUCUCAUUCUUAGUGUGAGAGUAAAAUCUGAACAAAUAGAAAACUUGCAUAGAUAAUCAGUUAAGGAUAAGGCUCUAAUAAGGCUAGAAAUUGUAAAGCUGUACUCUUUUUCACAUUGGAUGGCAAGGGAUGCUUAGGAGAAGUUACAAGCUGUAGUAAAAUUCUUCUAUACAGUACAAAGCUUUCAACUUCUGUAUACAUACAGUGGAAUAGCAACCCACUUGGAGACUGGAAACUUAUAUUUUGGACUCAUUCAUUACAUGCCUCUCAUCUGAAGUUUGUUAAACUGCCCAUCAUUUAAUUUAUGUGUUCACAAGCAGAAACACGCUCUCCAUGAAUGGGAGAGAGCAUUUUUUUUUUCUUAAAAAAGAAAUUUGGGGGCAGUCUGUAGUAUUAUUUGUAUCUGUACAAGUUAUAAUAAUUUGUCCUAUUCCAUUUGUUAUAUACAUCUUGUACCACAUCUUGUGAUCUGCUGAGACAUACAUCCCUUUAACAAUAGUCACACAAAUUAUUUUAAAUGAAGUAAAUUGCAUUAAAGAAACUUCAGGUUAGAAAUUCUAGCGUUUGCUUGCCUGCUUUGCCUAAGCAAUUUCAGGCUGACUCCAUCUCAAGAGUCUAAUACAAGACAAUUUUCAAAGUUGUACUUCACUGUAUUAGCAUAAAUACUCAGUUACUACCUGCCUCACGGAGAAUGCGUUCCUCUCCUUAGUUGGCCGGUGACUGUGCUUCCCAGUUCAACGUAGAGUCAACCUUUUUAGGUUUCUGAGUGAAGUUUUGUUGCUGGGGAUCUCAGAGCUUAGAAUUUAAAUGUCUGUCUUCUCAUACAGAUAUUACACAGAUUGGCCUAAAUCAAUCUGUUGUUAGGGCCAAACUUUGAUCGCUUGUGAUUAUUGCAGAAGUUGUGUACUGUAAUGCUGUGCUAUAUUAAGCACAGUUUACAGGUAAAUAAUGCAACCAAUUUUAAUUCACAUAAACUCUCUGGAGGUAUGCUUGGUUCCUGCCUGAAGGAGGGAAAACAGUCUGACAGAAGUUAAAUGAGUUGCUUUGUCACAUAAACAUUGACUUCUGAUUCAAGAUUCCUGGUCAAACUGUAUGGUAUAGGGUUCCUUUGUAACUCAUGCACUUAAUUUGUAUCAGUAACUAUCUAAGGGGCAGUGGUGGUAAGAGAGAGUAGUCUUUCUCCUGAAUUGACAUAUGGGGCAGGACAAUGUGAGGAAGGUUGAUUUCUGAUAAACUCACCAGAUUUAUAAAAGGCAGUGUGGGCACAUGUGACAUUGACGUGUAAAAUACAGGGGUUAAAAGAGGAAAUGAGUGCAGGAUUAAGUAAGUAAAUGUUACAGAAAUGAACUGGAUGUGUGUUCUGAUGGCCAUAACAAAAGAAGUUGAAGAUGUUUCUGCAAAGUUCUAUUUGGAUGUUUUUGAUAAGCUUUUUUCAACAUAUAAUUUGUAGUUUAACUUCUGUAACUCUUAGAAACUUUAAAACUUCAAAACAUUGAUGAUUGUGCAUGAAUCUGGAACUGUGUUAUGGUUAGGGCCAUGACAGCUUUGUCUGAAUUGCAGUGCACCAGGUUUUAAUACAAUAUGCACAAGUUACACAACACAGUGAAAAAAUAAAGUUAUUCCAGCCAUACGCUUCUUAAA
Molecule: messenger RNA, 4772 nt
Organism: Dromaius novaehollandiae (emu)
Lineage: Eukaryota; Metazoa; Chordata; Aves; Casuariiformes; Dromaiidae
Gene: DDX28
Product: DEAD-box helicase 28
Exons: 1
Coding region: 1-1635 (544 amino acids)
Molecular function (GO): ATP binding; RNA helicase activity; nucleic acid binding
Source: RefSeq, a predicted model, not a curated record